AUGGCCACCCAGGUUGCGACUGCAGUUGCGCCAAACGGCGUCAAGGCGAAUGGCAAGGUCAAGUCCAAGAACCAGCUUCGGCGGAUGAAGGCCAAGGCGAAGAAGGCGGAGGAGAUACCGGUCAAGGUGUGUGGCACAGUGUCCGCGGAGGUCAAUAUGGAGGAGGAUGGACCACAGAAUGUCGAGUACGUAUCUGAGCAGUUGGAUGUCAAAGACCCGGCUCUCGAAGCAUUCUCCGACGUCUUUGCCCGCUUCCAGCUGCCUCCCGAGGCAUCCACAAACGUGAAGGGAGAGGUCAUUUACUCGGACGACGACAUGGCCUCGGAGGGCGACUCGGACACGGAGGAAAAGAAACCUCUGUCCAAGAAGAAGGCGCGCAAGAUGAACCGGCUCACCGUCGCGGAGCUCAAGCAGCUUGUCAAGAAGCCGGAAGUGGUCGAAUGGACGGACGUGACCGCGUCGGACCCCAGGAUGCUCCUCCACCUCAAAAGCUACCGCAACACCGUCCCCAUCCCUGCGCAUUGGAGCGCAAAGCGCGACUAUCUGCAGGGAAAGCGUGGUAUUGAGAAGCCCCCGUUCCAGCUGCCGUCGUACAUCGCCGACACGGGUAUUGCAACCAUGCGCGACGCGAUCAAGGAGAAGGAAGCCAACAUGACCCUGAAGGCGAAGACGCGUGAGCGCGUGCAGCCCAAGAUGGGCAAGGUCGACAUCGACUACCAAAAGCUCCAUGAUGCGUUCUUCAAAUUCAUGACGAAGCCCAACGUGACGAGCUUUGGCGAGAUGUACUACGAAGGGAAGGAGUUCGAGACCCAGCUCAAGCACAAGCGCCCUGGUGAUCUAUCACCUGAACUAGUCGAGGCGCUGUCUAUUCCACCACUUGCGCCACCACCGUGGUUGAUCAGUAUGCAACGCUUCGGUCCACCGCCAAGUUACCCCACACUGCGGAUACCUGGUCUCAACUCUCCCAUACCGGAAGGUGCACAAUGGGGUUUCCACCCCGGAGGCUGGGGCAAGCCGCCCCUUGAUGAGUACAACCGACCCCUGUACGGCGAUGUGUUUGGUGUAUUGCCCAAGAACACCGACGCAGAUAUGGGCGAGCCCGUGGACCGCAAUACGUGGGGCGAGCUCGAGCCCGAGGAGGAGGAAGAGGAGGAGGAGGAGAGCGAGGAAGAAUCAGAAGACGAGGAGGAGCAAGCGCCCGCACCCGCCGACGGCACGCAAACGCCAUCUGGGCUCGAGACCCCCUCGGGCAUGGCCAGUGUGGUCUCUACGGUCGCAGGCGGGCUCGAGACGCCCGACUUCCUCGAGCUGCGCAAGAACGCCACUCGGGCGACGUCGGAGGCGGACAGUGGCCCUCGGUCACUGUACCAGGUCGUUCCAGAGCGCCAGACCGCCGUCCGUGGUCUCAUGGGCAGCGAGCGCGGAUACGACGUCAGCGCCGUCGCGGGUAACAGCGCGAUCCCCGUCCUCGGGGACGAGCGCGGGACCAAGCGCAAGGCGAACGGCGUGGACGUCUCGAUCGACGCGGCAGAGCUGGAGGGUAUGUCGACGGAGGACCUCCGCCGCACGUACGACCGGCACUCGCGCGGCUCCGCAGGUGUCCCGGGCUCGAAGGAAGACUUCUCGGAUAUGAUUGUAAAGGAGAUGGCGAACAAGCGGCAGAAGGCGGAGCGGGAUCGCGAACGACGGAAGGAGAAGGACUUCAAAUUCUGA
This is a messenger RNA of Epithele typhae, 1713 nucleotides long. RefSeq lists its product as uncharacterized. The coding region runs from base 1 to 1713 and encodes 570 amino acids. Gene Ontology annotation, biological process: mRNA splicing, via spliceosome. The record is from RefSeq and is a predicted model, not a curated record. Gene Ontology annotation, cellular component: catalytic step 2 spliceosome; U2 snRNP; precatalytic spliceosome. NCBI's taxonomy places the organism in Eukaryota, Fungi, Basidiomycota, Agaricomycetes, Polyporales, Epitheliaceae. The transcript has 7 exons.